Molecule: messenger RNA, 1861 nt
Organism: Gossypium arboreum
Lineage: Eukaryota; Viridiplantae; Streptophyta; Magnoliopsida; Malvales; Malvaceae
Product: B3 domain-containing transcription factor VRN1
Exons: 5
Coding region: 84-1133 (349 amino acids)
Molecular function (GO): DNA binding
Source: RefSeq, a predicted model, not a curated record
UAUAUAUAGUAGAAUUAGAUAUAUAUACAGCGAAAAAAGCUCAAAAAAGCAAAAUCAUUAUAUGAUCUGACAAUUUCUGCCAAAUGCCACGCCCUUUUUUCCAUAAGCUUAUUCUCUCCACUACUCUCCAGGACAGGAAACUGAGGAUACCUGAUAACUUUAUUAAGAAAUUCAGGGAUGAGCUUUCUGUUGCUGCCGCUCUCACUGUUCCUGAUGGUCAUGUUUGGCGUGUAGGAAUAAAGAAAGUUGACAACAAGGCUUGGUUUAAGGAGGGUUGGCAGGAAUUUGUCGAACGUUACUAUAUCAGUGUUGGCUACUUUUUGAUUUUCAGAUAUGAAGGGAAUUCCGCUUUCAGUGUUAGCAUAUUUAAUUUGUACAACUCUGAAAUAAACUAUCAAACAAAUGCUCUUGUUGGUAAUCAAUACAAUCUCGGAAGACAAUAUCCAUUUGAAGAACUUGAAGAUGAUGAAUGUGUCUCUCCAGCGCUGCCUAAUUUGUUUGGUGGGUCCAAACUUAACUGUAUAAACUGGAGUGGAGAAGUCAACCAUCACGCACCUAAGGGUGUUAAUAAUCAACCUAUUCGCGUGAAAUUGCAUUCUUCAGGUGCAGAGCUACCAAAACUGAAAAAACCAGGGAGGAAAAAGCAGAAGUUUGAGCCUAGUGAAGAGGAUUCAUCUCUUGGACAUGAAGAUGACAUGGAAAUGCGUAAUAGAUUUUAUGAAAGUGCUUCGGCCAGGAAGAGAAUUGUGACUGCUGAAGAAAGAGAGAGAGCGAUUAAUGCAGCCAAAGCAUUUGAGCCUACUAACCCUUUCUGCAGGGUCGUCUUGCGACCGUCUUAUCUAUACAGGGGAUGUAUAAUGUACUUACCAUCGUGCUUUGCUGAGCAACAUCUAAGCGGGGUUUCAGGAUUCAUUAAACUUCAGCUUCCGGAUGGUAGACAGUGGCCUGUUCGAUGCCUUUAUAGAGGAGGCAGGGCUAAGUUCAGUCAAGGAUGGUAUGAAUUUACAUUGGAGAACAAUUUGGGGGAAGGAGAUGUCUGUGUCUUUGAACUGCUCAGAUCGAGGGAAUUUGUGCUCAAAGUCACCGUAUUUCGUGUAAUGGAAAGUGCUGGACUAAUGUACCGGUCCCAAUAAAAGCCAACUCGAGUUAAACCAGUUAUAAGUAUAGUGGCUGCCCGGCUGGUAAUUUAAGGAAUAUUAAACUCUGUUAAGCUACUCUUCCUUUCGGGUGACGUCUAACUUUUACGGUCCUCCAUAAGAAAUUUAGCUUCUACCGCCAUUUUGAUGUUCAUAAGUUUUUAUAAUGGUAACUUUUUUCCUGCUUAGGAUAGUUGAUAUGAAAAUUUUGUGUCUCGACUAGGUCUGUAAAUAGAUUGCCCAAUGAAUUUGAACUCGAACUAGAUUGAAAAAAAUGGGUACUUACUUUAUGGUCUUUUAUUUUUGGUGGAAAAAAAAGCUCCAUUUACUGCUUGGAUUGGAAUUCCUAGAGAUACUUUGAUGCUGUAUAGUCUCUAGAGCUGGUCUUUCAUUGAUGUGGAUCAGUUGUUUCUAGCUUCUUUGUCUUCCCCGGUUUAUCUCGUGAUAAUAGAUUAGCUAUGGUUGUCAUUGAUAGGCAGUCGUUAACCAUACGAUGGAAGGAGAUAAGGAUCAUGUGUAUAUUUGUGUAUGUAUAUAGGCCUAUUCAUGAGGGUAAACUGAAGUCAUAGCAGUAGAAAUGGUGAUUUCUGCUACCUGGUGGUAAAAGUAGCAUGGAGGCCCCUGUAAUAGGUGUCAGAUUGUAUUUUGCUCCCUUCACUCAAACAAUGGGCAAAUUAGUCUCUGUUAGUUAGAUUAAAGAUUAAAUUGGUCAUUUCUAUUAAAAA